AUGGCGGAGCGGAGAAUCUCCUAUGCUGUCGACGUCGAAAAUGGCGAACGUCACACUCGUGAAGCCGGUGAGGAGGGCAACCUCGAUGAGUACUCUGCCUUGAACCGGUACAUCUCGACUGCCAAGGAUGGCCGUCGUGGUUCUACUUCUUCCGCUGGUGCUCUCAGCUCCGGUGAGGAGAAGAAGAAGCCCUGGUGGAAGUUUGGUGGCAAGACCGACGGUGUCUCCGACGGCUUUGUUACCCCCGAUGACUGGCUUGAGACUGACCUGCGCGCCGGUCUGAGCUCCUCCGACAUCGAGCCCCGCCGCAAGAAGACCGGCUGGAACGAGCUCGUUACUGAGAAGACCAACAUCUUCAUCCAGUUCAUUGGUUACUUCCGUGGUCCCAUUCUCUAUGUUAUGGAACUUGCUGUCCUCCUCGCUGCCGGUCUCCGUGACUGGAUCGAUCUCGGUGUUAUCUGUGGUAUUCUUUUGCUCAACGCUCUCGUCGGUUGGUACCAGGAGAAGCAGGCUGCCGACGUCGUGGCUUCUCUCAAGGGUGAUAUUGCUAUGCGUGCUAUCGUUGUCCGUAACGGUCAGGAGGAGGAGAUCCUCGCUCGUGAGCUCGUUGCUGGUGACAUUGUUAUUGUCGAGGAGGGUACCGUUAUCCCUGCCGAUGUCCGUCUGAUCUGUGACUACGCCAAGCCCGAGAUGUUCGAGGCAUACAAGGAGUACCUCGCCAACGCCACCGACGACACCCUCAAGGAGAAGCACGGUGAUGAUGACGAUGAUGAGGGUGAUGUUCACCAGGGUGUUUCCCUCAUUGCUUGUGAUCAGUCCGCCAUCACUGGUGAGUCUCUCGCUGUCGACAAGUACAUGGCCGACACCUGUUACUACACCACCGGUUGCAAGCGUGGCAAGGCCUACGGUAUUGUCACCGCUACUGCUCGUCACUCCUUCGUCGGUCGUACCGCUGCCCUUGUUCAGGGUGCCCAGGACUCCGGUCACUUCAAGGCUGUCAUGGACAACAUUGGUACCUCCCUGCUCGUUCUCGUCAUGUUCUGGAUUCUCGCUGCUUGGAUUGGUGGUUUCUUCCGUCACCUCAAGAUCGCUACCCCUGAAGAUUCCGACAACAACUUGCUCCACUACACUUUGAUUCUCCUGAUUAUUGGUGUCCCCGUCGGUCUGCCCGUCGUUACCACCACCACUCUCGCUGUCGGUGCCGCCUACCUGGCCGAGCAGAAGGCUAUUGUCCAGAAGCUCACCGCCAUUGAGUCGCUCGCUGGUGUCGACGUUCUUUGCUCUGACAAGACCGGUACUCUCACUGCCAACCAGCUCUCCAUCCGUGAGCCUUACGUCUCUGAGGGUGUUGAUGUCAACUGGAUGAUGGCCGUCGCUGCUAUUGCCUCUUCCCACAACAUCAAGAACCUCGACCCCAUUGACAAGGUUACUGUCCUUACUCUCCGUCGUUACCCCAAGGCUCGUGAGAUCCUGUCCCGCAACUGGAUCACCGAGAAGUACACUCCUUUCGACCCCGUCUCCAAGCGUAUUACCACUGUCUGUACCUGCGACGGUGUUCGCUACAUUUGCGCCAAGGGUGCCCCCAAGGCUAUCCUUAACAUGUCUGAGUGCUCCAAGGAGGAGGCUGAUCUCUACCGUGCCAAGGCUGGUGAGUUCGCUCGCCGUGGUUUCCGUUCUCUCGGUGUUGCCGUCAUGAAGGAGGGUGAGCCUUGGCAGUUGCUGGGCAUGUACCCCAUGUUCGAUCCCCCUCGUGAGGAUACCGCCCACACUAUCGCUGAAGCCCAGGUUCUUGGUCUCUCUGUCAAGAUGUUGACUGGUGACGCCAUCGCUAUCGCCAAGGAGACUUGCAAGAUGCUUGCUCUCGGUACUAAGGUUUACGACUCUGAGCGUCUGAUCCACGGUGGUCUCGCUGGUUCCGCCCAGCACGACCUUGUUGAGAAGGCUGAUGGUUUCGCUGAGGUCUUCCCCGAGCACAAGUACCAGGUCGUCGAGAUGCUCCAGCAGCGUGGUCACUUGACUGCCAUGACUGGUGACGGUGUCAACGAUGCUCCCUCUCUCAAGAAGGCUGACUGUGGUAUCGCCGUCGAGGGUUCCACUGAGGCUGCCCAGGCCGCCGCCGAUAUCGUCUUCCUCGCCCCCGGUCUCUCCACCAUCGUCGAUGCUAUCAAGCUUGCUCGUCAGAUUUUCCAGCGUAUGAAGGCCUACAUUCAGUACCGUAUCGCUCUGUGUCUCCACCUUGAGAUCUACCUUGUUACUUCCAUGAUCAUCAUCAACGAGACCGUCGACUCUUCGCUCAUUGUCUUCAUCGCCCUGUUCGCCGAUUUGGCCACCAUUGCCGUCGCUUACGAUAACGCUCACUUUGAGGCCCGCCCCGUCGAGUGGCAGUUGCCCAAGAUCUGGGUUAUCUCCGUCGUUCUUGGAAUCAUGCUUGCUGCCGCCACCUGGAUCAUCCGUGGUACCCUCUUCCUCGAGAACGGUGGUAUCAUUCAGAACUUCGGUUCUCCCCAGGAGAUUCUCUUCCUCGAGAUUGCCCUUACUGAGAACUGGUUGAUCUUCGUCACUCGUGGCGGUAAGACCUGGCCCUCGUGGCAGUUGGUCAUCGCCAUCUUUAUUGUCGAUGUCCUCGCCACCUUGUUCUGUGUCUUCGGCUGGCUCGCGCCCGACUGGGAGCAGACCUCUCCCCGUGACCCCGCUGGACCUGGCUUCUCCAAGAACAACGAUGUCGACAUCGUCACUGUCGUUGUCAUCUGGGCCUACUCUAUCGGUGUGACUGUCAUCAUCGCCGUUGUGUACUACCUCCUGACCAUCGUCCCCGCUCUGGACAACCUUGGCCGCAAGACCCGCUCCAAGGCCGACACCCAGAUCGAGAACAUGAUCGCCCACCUUUCCAAGCUCGCCAUCGAGCACGAGCAGGACAAGGAUGGCAACUCCCGCUACACCCUCGGUGCUCGCUCCGACGAUGUGGAGGAGGACGAGUAA
Messenger RNA from Penicillium antarcticum, 2979 nucleotides. RefSeq lists its product as uncharacterized. NCBI's taxonomy places the organism in Eukaryota, Fungi, Ascomycota, Eurotiomycetes, Eurotiales, Aspergillaceae. Gene Ontology annotation, biological process: proton export across plasma membrane; regulation of intracellular pH. The record is from RefSeq and is a predicted model, not a curated record. Bases 1 to 2979 code for a protein of 992 amino acids. The transcript is spliced from 2 exons. Gene Ontology annotation, cellular component: plasma membrane. Gene Ontology annotation, molecular function: ATP binding; ATP hydrolysis activity; P-type proton-exporting transporter activity.